AGCUGCUCACUUUGCAGAAAACUCAGAUCCAAACGCUGCCCAGCUCGGGCUGCCUCGCUCUCCAAAGCCAGCUGGUCUGGCUUAGCAACUCUGCUUUUAUUCACAAUUUUUUAAUUUCGGUUCAUCUUGUUUGAUACAAGGGACUGAUUGAGCAAACCCACAGCUGGAGCUGCUGGGAAUCCUUCCAGGUGAAGACAGACCAGAAAGCACUGGUGCUUACUCACUGACAGCCGGGAGGCGCGUGCUCUGCUCCGAGAGGAGAGGAGUCGCUGGAUGGACUGAAGUGAACCGCUGGACGGAGACACGCUGCAGCAGGACGUGGCGUGACGAAUCAUGCGGGACUGAGCGCGAGGUACCAGCCAGCAGUUUGGGAUUGAGAAGCAAAGACAUUUGAGGACCUGGAAGUGAAUUAAAGAAGCCAUAAGAGACAACUGCGAUAGAGAAGAAGAAGCAGGAAGGUCGCAAAGAUGGGGAGAAAAAAGAUUCAGAUUGCACGAAUAAUGGAUGAAAGGAACCGACAUGUGACAUUUACAAAGCGCAAGUUUGGCCUGAUGAAGAAAGCCUAUGAGCUGAGUGUGCUGUGUGAUUGUGAGAUUGCACUCAUCAUCUUCAACAGCACCAACAAGCUGUUUCAGUACGCCAGCACCGACAUGGACAAAGUUCUGCUCAAAUACACAGAGUACAACGAGCCGCAUGAGAGUAGGACCAACUCAGACAUCGUAGAUACUCUACGUAAGAAGGGUUUAAAUGGCUGUGAAAGCCCCGACAUCGAAGCUGAUGACUCUGCUGGCCAGAGCCCAGAGUUAGACGACAAGUACUGCAAACUCAACGAAGACAUCGAUCUGAUGAUCAACAGACAGAGAAUCUGUCAGGGUCUGCCUCCCUCUAGCUAUGAUAUGGGGGUGACCAUCCCAGGCAGCAAUCCCAGCGGGCUGCUGUACUCUCACCAGGGCAUAGGGGGCACUGUAGGUAAUCACAACUUGCUGCCCAUCACACACUCAUCAUUGCAGAGAAUCACCAUGUCCCCUCAACGGCCUUCCAGCACUGGAAAUGCAGGGCUGAUGGGCUCAGAUCUUCCAAACACUGUGGUCUCCAGUGUGGGAAACGGCAACUUCAGCUCCCCCGGGCUCAUGUCCCCGGCCGGUGUCUGCAAAAACAUGCAGGACAAAAGUCCUCCUCACAUGGGCAUGAGCCACAAGCCUGACCUCCGAACUCUGAUGCCACCUUCCAACAAGUGCUCCAUGAUGCCAGCUCUUAACCAGAGAAUAAAUCUCUCCCAAACUGCUCAGACACUGUCGCCCCCUGCAGUGUCCAUCGCUGCUUCUGGGAUUGGUGGUUAUCCAUCUGCGAUCUCCUCUUACAGCUCAGAAUUCUCCCUCGGCAGCGACCUGUCCUCUCUGUCUGGGUUUGGAGGUUCGGGUCUGGGAUCAGUGAUGAGCUGGCAGCAGCAGCAGCUGCAGAAUCUUCAGCACUCGGCACUCGGACACAUGGGAAACCUGUGCCAGAACUCAAACCUGGACGUCCCCUCUGUUCAUCACAACCUCCACAUUAAGUGUGAGCCCGCCUCUCCUCCCCGAGACCAGAGCAUCGCUGUGGUCGGGGCUGGACUCAGAGGAGGCGUGAACCCAGCUGGAUACUCCAUCGGUGGUGGUCGGGGGCCUCGCGAAUCUGGCAGUUCCCCUGGCGACAGCGCGUCCAGUUGCGGAAGCUCAUAUGAAGGCAGCGAGGAGCGCGAGGAUCACCACGGCAACGAGAGCUUCCUACUGCAGCCACUGCACAAUCAGGAGGAACGUCACAGCCCGUCAGUAAAACGGAUGAGGCUGUCAGAAGGCUGGGCAACAUAAUGGGAACAGCUCUACAGGCACAGGGGUGGGGGUGCGAGUAAAGUUACCAUAUAGUGUUAUUAUUAUUAUAAUUAUUAUUAUUAUCAUAUUCUCCUUGUACUGAAUGCAUGUGCUUUAUGUUUAACGGUGGUAUGUACUUGACGCUGCGGGUUUGGCAAUGUGUACUGCAGGUAAACUUCACCACAGGUCAGGAUCAGCACACAAAACCUGGAAAACCAAAAUUCUCAAGUCUGUGUGUUAAAACAUUCUCAAGAUAUAUAAAUAGUUAUUUAUUAUUAAUCUGGCAAAUUGCAGUAGAUUAACUCCAUGUGGGAUGCUAAUGCACCAAAUAUGUAAUAAAUAAAUUCUAACCAACAGUGUCAACCAUGACUUUGAUAGAGGCUGAUGCUGUCACAAACUCAGAAAAUGUUCACUUUUUGUCACGUUCCAAUUAUAAACUUUAAGAAACAAAGCAUUCCCACAGCAUGAUGGUGCCAUCACCAUGUUAUACUGGGGAACAGGAUUUUCAGGGUGAUGAGCAGUAUUAGUUUUCCACCACACACAGCAUCAGAGCAGCAUUUUUUACAUGUUUUCUGUUUCUCCACCAUGACUUGUGGCAAACAGGACUUAUGUCUUUCUUUCAACAACAGCUUUCUUCUUGCCAAUCCUCCAUAAAGGGCAGACUUGUGGAGCGCCCUACUAAUAGUUGUUGUGCCGACACAUUCUCCCACCUGAACUGAGGUUCUCUGAAGCUCCUCCAGAGUUACCACGGGCCUCUUGGCUGCUUCUCUGAUUAAAAUUGUCCCUGACCUAUGUGCUGUGUGUGCGAGGCACUGUAAGAACCGAACUGCCGGGGUUAAGUUAGUUCAGUGUUCACAUCUUUAUACAUUAAAUCUGUAGAGGAAAAAGCUCAAUUUAAACAUGUCUUCCCUUUAUUGAAUCAAAGCCCAAACUUUCUCCCGAGAAUUUUUUGACACAUUUGUGAAUCUUGAGAAUUUCGUUUUUGUUUUUUUUAAAUGCUGAUAGAUGAGAAAUUUGCUUGAGGUCAUCAUUACGCUGGGAGGUCUGAAAGUGUACAUCUACUGCUUGUUUUCGGUGUGUUUAGGUAGUGUGGGGAUAAUAAGUGCACAACUGGUGUGUGAAGUUCUCAUGUGCUAUCAUGUAUGCAAACUACAGAAAAGGUCAAGGGGAAUAAGUCUGGUACUCUAGGCAGUGAAGCUACUGGAUCUGUACUGAUGCACUCUGUCCAAACAAAUGCUUUGAAAUGUAUCGCACAAUAUUACAAGAAUCAAUUCAGGGGGAAAUAAGCUGAUGAAACAAGUAGGAAAAAAUUGAAGGAGUAGGUGCCAAGAAGGGGAUUUUCGACUAACAGAGUAACCACCUGACUGGAAGUUAAAAAGCAGCAACCUGUCUGAUUUUAGCAGAAGCUUCUGGUUCUGUGUUAGUCGAAAGGCUGGAGAACAGGCAGAGGUGUUGAUGGUUGGUGAGUGGUCUGUUGGAGUCUAGGCAGCAUGGUUGCAUAAAUCUUACUUGAUAUUGAGAUGCUCAGUUUGUGGUGAGCUUUCAAAGUCAUGUGACAAGAAAACAAUGCAGAUAGAUAAAACUGAGGAGGUGAAAAGGAGCAGUGUAGGCUGGAUCUGACAGGAAACUGAGAAACUAACUGUGAAAAUGAACCACUACAGAAUGUCUACGUACCACUACUUAGUUCUGACAGACUGCUGGGUGUAACCUGAAAUCAUCGCUGGUGGGACAGUAAAACUUUAAACUAAAAAGACCAGAUUAAUGCAGAAAGCCCGGCAAGUGGAAUGUGGUGACAUCUAGAGGCCAACUUUGUAAUUGCAGUAAAGUAACUUCUCCAUUUACCCCUGAACUGUAGUGGCCAUAAACACAAGGAAAAGUAGCACAGUCAGGCUGGUCUCCUCUAUAUUUAUGUGGAGUUUUAUUGUUUUAAAAUGUGUUUUUAGUUUUUUUAAGAAAAUGCAAAAGAAGAAGAAAAAGUAUUUCUAUCAAAAUGUAAAUUAUUCAAACUUUGUAGCCAUCCAAUAUUUGUCUCUAAAAUUCAAUUUUCUAUUCAGUUUUAUUCAUAGAGAGCUAAUUCACAACACAUGUCGUCUCAAGGCACUUCAGAAAGGGUUUGGAAUGGUGCAGGGUUGUUGGGGAGGUUAGAAUAAACUACUGAGUGUUAGUUUGGCCAUUUUAGAAUGGGUAGUAAGGGUACUUAGUAAACUGAUAAAGUUUGUCCAUCUAGAGCCCACUGGUGGCCAUUGUUAUACUAAAAACCACAAGGAUUUGGGGUACCUCAGGUUUAUUUUAGAAUGGUUAAAUGGCUUUCCCCUAAAACACUAAAAAUGCUUAUACUAAGUUCUUCAACUUCCAAGUAUAACAAGACAUAAACUUCUGUUUUUCAUGCUCCUGUGGUACAAAUGGGGCUUCACUAAAUAAUCCAGUCAUUUAAGCCAAAAUCUCCCGCACAUGGGCUGGGCAGUUAUUUUAUUCCCAGUUUCUGUGUAUGUCUUCACUGACCCACACACUGAUAUUUAGAUGUUCCAUGCUAAGCCAAUUCCUCUGUUGUGGUUCCCUUUCACUGUUUCCUUUCCAGUCCUCAUUAAGUAAAGUUUCAGUUUUGGCCUUUUCCCACUGUAAUGUGAGUCUUUACAUAUGGAUAGUGGAGCGACGCGGUCAGAGCGAGGAGUUAUAAAGCCAUAGAAAUACAGAAGACAGAUGCUUUGCUGCACAAACCUGUAGAGUUGUGUUUUAGAGACUAAGGUAAGGGAUGUUUCAUUGAGCUCUACAGUCCAGUCUGAUACUUGAGAUAGAAACACAACAGGAAGCCCAAAGUUUUAACGGCUGGUGUCAGACCCAGUGAGAGUUCACAGUGAUAAACAACACAGCUGCUCACCUUACUGGUAAUUAUCAGGAAGACUUGCAGGGGUGCAGGUCGAUACUCAGGUUGUUUAUUCUAAGGAAUAUCCUAUUGCAGCAAUGAUGUAGUUGCAGGCAUGCAUACUGGGUAAUCUGUCCACUAGGGGUAAAUUCUGGCUCAGUUUCUUUAUAUAGAAUCAAUUCACAACAUCUCAAGGCACUUUAAAACAAACGGGUCCGAUUUAUAUCAGUUCUGUAGAAACUAUAAAAUCACACUAAUGUAUAGAUGUAAAAUCAAAUCAGAAAGUCAGAUUCAUUUACAUAAAGUCCAAUUUGAUCCUGUUUCUAUCCAUCGAUCCUUUCCAUCAUUCAGGUUUUAGCUGCAAUAUAAGAAGUCCUAAAGUAAAAAUCUAACAGAUGCGUAUUUCUAUCCUGGACUAGUCAAAGAAGCCAUUUUAGCUCCUUCCAGAUGUAGGCUGAUGUCUGAAUGUGAAAUCUUAGACACUUUCAGACACCGUAAGCAGAACAUUGGCCUUAGUAAGUAUGUUCAGUUCUGGUGCUUUGCAUUAACCCUGGAAGUUGGACUUCUGAUUUGGAAAUGACAUCAUACCUACUUUAACUAUGUCAUAGAGCUCAUAGAGCUAGUAAACAGUUGAAUUCUGCAGCUAUCACUGUUUUAUGCAGCCGUGUUGGAUUUUGGGGAGGAUGUUGGCAAAAAAAACUCAAACAAAACAUAGGACUGUAAUUAACAUCCCUGUUAGGUUUUUCUUGUUUUUCUUUUGUUGUGUUUUUUUUUCUGUGUGUUAAAGAGGUGGCUGAGGGUUCAAAUUUGAAUAUUUUUGCUUAAAACUGUAUAUUUGGAGCUCGACCCCUCAGCCACUCUUCACUUUUUCUUUCUGCUCAGCAUCAAAAUUCACUUAGGAAGUGGUGGAGGAACACACACUGCUGUUUAUUAACUACAUAGGGCUGAGCCUCGGCAGAGGUUCUUCUCUUCUCCAUCUAUCAGGAAGCAUGUUUGGCGUCUAACCUAAGAGAUUUUAAGGACAUGAGCCAGGAGCUCAUCCCUGGGCUCCAGGUGGCGCCAGCUAACUGCAGGUGUAAAAUAGGAGGCUGGCUUUGAAAUGGAAGAGAGAAUAUAAGCUAAGCAGUGUAAAAAGCCCCAUUUAUAUGCAGAUAAAUCUGAAUCUUUGGAUUGUUUCUGCACCCAGUUACUGCCUAGAUGUCGGUCAGGUACCAAAAAAACUAAUAAAGCUAAUAGCUUAAUUUUUUUCAGCUGGUGACAUUAGUGAAUGUCUUUAGUACAAAUCCAAAUGUACAAGUUUGUUCUGCAUUCUCCCCUUAUCACAUGCUUCCAGUCACCAUGACUUAGAUCUACUGAGAGAUUGUUAGCGGCAUGAGCUGGCCUUUUGUCGCCACCUGACACAACGAUGAACCAAGUGCACAUCGGUUGUUGCAGAUCUCCCUCACUCAGAACUGUGCUAGUGUUUGUAUUUUGCAGAAAAUAAAAAUGCUCAUGUUAUGUUCCA
This is a messenger RNA of Girardinichthys multiradiatus, 6211 nucleotides long. It is a transcript of the gene mef2ca, whose product is annotated as myocyte enhancer factor 2ca. The transcript has 11 exons. NCBI's taxonomy places the organism in Eukaryota, Metazoa, Chordata, Actinopteri, Cyprinodontiformes, Goodeidae. The record is from RefSeq and is a predicted model, not a curated record. Gene Ontology annotation, biological process: positive regulation of transcription by RNA polymerase II. Gene Ontology annotation, molecular function: DNA-binding transcription factor activity, RNA polymerase II-specific; protein dimerization activity; RNA polymerase II cis-regulatory region sequence-specific DNA binding. The coding region runs from base 468 to 1844 and encodes 458 amino acids.